Melampsora larici-populina 98AG31 is the source of this 1922-nucleotide messenger RNA. RefSeq lists its product as uncharacterized. The record is from RefSeq and is a predicted model, not a curated record. The coding region runs from base 13 to 1674 and encodes 553 amino acids. The transcript has 6 exons. NCBI's taxonomy places the organism in Eukaryota, Fungi, Basidiomycota, Pucciniomycetes, Pucciniales, Melampsoraceae.
UCCCAUUUAAGAAUGUCUCGAGAAACUGAUAUCGAUCAAGCUACCCCAACCGAACCACCGGUAACUCAUGAGAAAGGCAUCCAGAUGAAUUGUAGAUCAAGUCUUGGUUCACCUAUUCCUUCCAAUCUAUCUAUCUCCAUACGUUCAGCAUCUCAACAAGCCCUCGAUAGACUUCAACGGAAUCUCGCAUCAGCAAACCAGCUUCGAAAGAUUGGUUUGCCCAAGAGACGUACCUCCUUCAUUGGGAAUGCUACUCCUGAACAUUCUCCCCAGCAGAUCUUACAGAUUGCGAUCAAAAAAUGGAUAUUCGUGUUCUUCUCUGUGCAGGGGGUCAUCGGCAGUGGUUCAUUGGCGUUUGCACUUUUGAGAAAGAAUCGUGCCGCAAAAAGAGGUGAAAAAAGACCGCUGUUACAGGUGAUCACGUCUGAAUUCAUGAAAGCUACCACGCUUCGAUUGGCCACCUUUCUAGCAUUGUAUUCGGCUAUAUGGACUUUAACUUAUACUUCACUUCUGAAACUCUCUCGAAAGCCGCGCCCAGAGGCUCGAACACCAGGAAUCGAUGAAUCUAAAACUAUCUUCAGAAAGGACAAUCCUACAGCCCAUAAAUUGAUGGAGUUCUUAUCCACGUGGGCUGCCUCCAUUGCUGGAGGUGUGUCUGGGCUAGCACUUCUGGCUCAGACAAAGGAAGAACGUAUCAACCUGGCUCCCAAUGUGCUGUGCCGAGGACUUUACACGCUAGCAAAACAUCGACCAUUGAUAAAAAACUUUGCCUAUGGUGAUUUGCUUCUCUUUGCGAUUUCAAAUGCACAGAUCAUGUCUGCCUUCGUGAUGGAGCCAGAGACGCUACCAGCAUGGUAUUGGCAUUGGAUUCGACGUGUGGGAAGACUCGACGCCCAAUUCCUUUAUCUUCAUGGACAUCUUAAUCGUGGAUCACUAAAGGAUAUGACCAUGAUCAAACAAGUCCUCGAAAGAAGUUCCCCACGCAGCUUGGGAAAUGAGCGUCGACUUGAAGCUUGGCUCAGUCUGCCUUCUCCCUAUAAAGAGCCUUUUGCACCUUGUCAUCUCAACCAUCCACUGUACGAUAAUUGCUUCCAGAGCAACUUGAUCCGAGCUGGGAUUGCCUUCAAAUCAAUGCUACCCACCUAUGCUAUCCUCCACCUUAUACCAGCGCUUCUGUUUAGAAGCAAAGUAGUCAUGAAAUCCUUUGUGGUUAUCAUAUUACAUUCUCUUUGUAUUCCUUCAAGAUUGUACGAAUGGAAAGGGUGGCAUAUUCGAGGUUCAACUAAUUUCGCUAUUGCCGGUUUUGCAACUUCCUUGGCUUUACUUUGGGAAGAUCCCCGUAGACGAGGUGAACUUGCCCUUUAUUGUGCUCCUAAGGCAAUCAGUUCAGCUUGGGGUGUACUCAAAUCUCAAAAUCUAGUUAAGAGUAUGCCUUUUGGCGAAUUAGCGCUCGGUAGCGCAGGUACGGCAAUGUUGAUGCAUUGUUUUGUCCAUGCACCUGAAAAGAUGCCAUCCUUGAUCAGAGGAAUCAUCUCUCAACUCGUUGACCCUCAUACUCCUGAUCGUAGCAUAUCAGUGACUGCUUUACCGCGACCGCCAACUUUGACUUCUAGUCCUUUGACUAAAGUUGAUGAUGAUGAAGGAUAUUUAACGAUUGGGAAAGGUCGUAAAUGAAUCAGUCAAACAGUUUGUGGAUCUUGUCGUAUUCUUUUCCAAGUGAUGUUUUGUUUCCUUUAAGUUUUAGGGGUGUUCCUUUUUAUAUAUCGAUUUUACAUGUAAUUUUUUUUGUUGCAAAUGUGUAUUAAAUUGUUUUUUGUAACAGCGGUUUUUUUCAAAUGGUGUUUUAUACUAGUUUCAGGAAGUAUUAUCAAUGAAAUGGGAUAAUGUAAAUAUCUCCAGAUGAUAUUUCACAUUGAAGGGUU